GCAUCGGCCAUCAGUAAAAUCAAAACACGUUUUUGUGUUCGAGUAGAAUUUGUUCAAAAUAUUUUACAUUUUCUACUGAUUUUACGUGUGCCAAUCCCAUCCAGCCAAGAUGACGGCCCGAUCCAAGGGACGAAGGGACCAGAAUAACCGUAUUCGGCGGGCCAAGAACAAGCAGAAAGAAUUGAAGAAACUGAAGAAAACCUUGGGACUAAUCGAUGAAGAUGGAAAGGAUCUGAUGGAGAAGGUCAAGGAAAUUACCGAACAGCAGAAACGACAGGAGGAAGAAGAAAAGAUUAAGGAAGAAGCUAUGCAGGACAUCAUCAAACAGGAAACACAGGAGCUUCGUGAUACGGAAGAUUACAUCGAAAUAAAGCACGAAAAAUCAAACGUAACACAUCGCUACAAUGCUAGAACGAAACGUGAUCAGUUCGGGCAAUAUCCAGUGUGGUAUAACGCCAAAAAGGAACGCAGGAAACAGAUGAUAAAGGAAGGCAAGAUUAAAAAGAAGCGCCGUAUUCCAGGACGUAAAAUGCAUUUCAUCGACGAAACAUCCAACUGGAAAAAUAUCGCUUGAUAGAAGGGCCACUCAUUGAUUGAAGCUAUGUUUUUGGGAUAAGAUACUUCACUUAUAUUUCUGUUGUCGAAGUAAGAUGGGAAAUUAAUAAAUAUCUCUUUAAAA
This is a messenger RNA of Sabethes cyaneus, 679 nucleotides long. RefSeq names its product protein LLP homolog. The record is from RefSeq and is a predicted model, not a curated record. The transcript has 2 exons. Lineage: Eukaryota; Metazoa; Arthropoda; Insecta; Diptera; Culicidae. Gene Ontology annotation, molecular function: RNA binding. Gene Ontology annotation, biological process: dendrite extension. Gene Ontology annotation, cellular component: nucleolus. The coding region runs from base 110 to 574 and encodes 154 amino acids.